Molecule: messenger RNA, 2302 nt
Organism: Coregonus sp. 'balchen'
Lineage: Eukaryota; Metazoa; Chordata; Actinopteri; Salmoniformes; Salmonidae
Source: the annotation of a GenBank genome assembly
CACCCUCUUGGUUUCUUUACCUCUUUACUUCUUUCUCACACCCUCACACAGGAAAAGGCUUUUUACGGUGACACAGUCGUUUCCCAUUCUGGAAGGCUAUUUGGAGGGUGCAGAUAGUAAGACAAACAGUCGCAGAGCACAUAGAGGACUAAUCAGAGACAAGUAGAGAACACUAACUAGGUUUUUGCAAACCAUUGGAGGGACCUCAUUUUAGUGCGGAGGCACAUUAAGGUCAUAGUUCAAAAGGGGUCAUGGAUACACUGGCUUUAGAGGCGAAGUCAAAUGGGCAAGAAAAGAAAAGUUCAGCCCAGAGACCAAGACCUAAACCACCCAAAAAGGCCAAAAGGAUUGUUUACUUUGAGGUAGAAAUCGUGGAUGCAAAGACAAAGGAGAAGCUACUACUCUUGGACAAAGUGAGUGCCUGGAGUGUGUGUGUGUGUGCGCGAGCGUGUGUGUGUGGCUGUGUCACUGUGUCUCAUCAGUCACUGUGCACGUUCAAUACUGUAUUUGAUACUGUACACUGAGCAAAAUUACAUUUAAAAGUCAGAAAUAAUCAGCUGAGGUCUAAUUAUAGUCCUAGUAAAAGCCAUAAUACUGUCUGAUGAAGUCAGAGGACACUUGUUUGCUUUAGCUCAAGAAGUUACCGAGUCAUCCCUUUGACCGGACAGCCGGCUAAUUUACAGUUCUCAGACAAUAUGGCUGAUUCUACAGAGGUUGUGUUGCAGUUAGGAGGUGAAAAUUCCCCCUGAUCUUGUAGGAAUCUUCUGGGCUAGUUAUGAGUUAUGUGUCAGCUCAGUGUCCUGAAGCCAGUGGGUGUCUUGAAGCCAACAGCAAGCACCAUGUAUUUAGUGGCUUUUAUGAAUGUGAGCGGUUGUGUUGCAAUCAUAAUUAAUUACGGUUGAAAUGCUGUAUCAUAGUCUCACAAUUACUUCAAGAUCUUCAUUAUGAAAACAGAUGCAGUUUCCUGUAACUGUAGGCUGUUUUAAUUUGCUUGGCUGUCUUAACAGUGGGAAUAAAUAUGUUAGUGUUAUAGCAUAUGUACAGUAUGUGGUAUGGUACUAAUUUCACAACUUGAAAACAAAUAUCAAACUUUAGUCAAUAAAUCUAUCUGGGAUACAUUUAUUAGACCCAUGGUAGUAACACUAGUAGUAUGUUUGAUUGACUGUCUUUCUGAACAGGUUGAGCCAACUUCUACUAUUUUGGAUAUUAAGGCUUUGUUCCACAAAUCAAGUGAGUAUAUGACAAAGUCCAGGCCCACCUUAAGAGUGCGUGCACCACAAACAUUAACAUUUAAAUUAUAGUAAUUUAGCAGACGCUCUUAUCCAGAUCCAUUUUCAGUCAUUGAUGUAACAACAUGAAAUGUAAAACAUUUUUGUAACAUGAUCUACUCUCUACACCAGGGAUGGGCAACUUUGAUGGGGGUGGGGGCCACAAAAAAAUCUGAACUAAUCAUGAGGGGCCGCAGUUGCUCUUGACUGCGGAGAGAAAAUCUUUAAGUUUUAGAGUUAGUUUCAUGCAAUUCUAUACAUUUUGUCAUGGGGCAUAACGGAAAUGUUGCAGUUUUAAAGCAAGUUUGCUGCUAUUAUACACAUUUUGCCAUGGGGUGGAGAGGAACAUUUGCCAUUUUACAGCUAAUUUCCUGCAAUUCUACACAUUUUGCUAUAGGGUGGAGAGAAAUGUUUGCAUUUGUUUUUAAUAUGAUAUCUGAGUGAGACUGACUAACAAAAUCAAUUGAUCCGCGGGCCUUCAAAAGGGGGACCAGUUGCCCAUCCCUGCUCUACACGCUUAGAACAAAAUGUGCUUUCUAGAAUCUAAAAGGGUUCUUCGGCUGUCCCCAUAGGAGAACCCUUUGAAGAACCCCUGUUAGUUCCAUGUAGAACCCUUUUGGUUCCAAGUAGAACCGUUAUGGGUUCCAUGUAGAACCCUUUCCACAGAGGGUUCUACAUGGAUGGAACCCAAAAUGGUUCUACCUGGAACCAAAAAGGGUUCUCCUAUGGGAACAGCCGAAGAAGCCUUUUGGAACGCUUUUUUCUAAGUGUGUAGAUAUGUAUGAUCCAUAUACAAUAUGUCCUGAUAAUUAUGAGGUUAAUCUCGCAAUGCCAUCUUUCCAAGUCUCGUUAAUUACUCGGCUACUGGAAGGAAGCCUAGAAAUGGAGGCUAUUAUAAGCUUAAUUAACUUCUGUCUUCUUGCCAGAUCCCCAGUGGUACCCAGCCAGACAGUCCUUACGCCUGGAUCCUAGUAAGCCCCACACCUCCCAUGCAUGAUGCCUCAGCUACCUACACAGACUCAUAUGAGUGCUAG